UGAUGACAAGAACGAGGAAGAGCUUCAUGCAAUUGGAGAAGGUGAAGCUCGCAAGUCAAGGCCUAUUGAUAAAUAUGUGAUGCCAAUUGAUCCUUCCAUUCCAUUGAAGAAGUUCCAACAGAACAUAAAUGAUGCAAUUGAUAAGGAGAAAGCUUACAGGGUAGGGCAAUAUUUGGCUAGAUGGAUGUACAAGAAAAAUAUUCCUUCCAAUGUUGUCAAUGAUGAUGACUUCAAGCAGUUUUGUGAAGCCCUUGGUCGGUUUGGUCCUAAAUGGAAGCCACCUUCCCAAUAUAUGCUCCGAGAGAAGAUGUUGCUGCAAGAGGUGGAAAGAACAAAGGAUUUGAUGCAGCCACAUGAGCUUGAGGGGGUGGAAACCGGGUGCUCUAUCAUGACCGAUGCUUGGACCGACAAGAAAAGAAGAAGUAUAAUGAAUUUGUGCGUGCAUUGCAAGUUAGGGACCGCCUUCCUUGAAUCAAAGGACGCGUCGGCGGAUGCACACACAAGUCUAUACAUCUUCAAUUAUGUUGUUGAGUGCAUUGAGAAAAUUGGUGCUGAAAAUGUUGUGCAAGUGAUCACGGACAAUGCUUCCAACAACAUGGGAGCAAAGGAGAUGCUCAAAGGAAAAUGGCCAAAGAUCUUUUGGAGCUCAUGUGCAACUCACACCCUCAAUUUGAUGGUAGAAGCAGUUGGGAAGCUAAAGCAAUUUGGCCCUACAAUCACCAAAGCCAAGCAAAUGACAAUUUUUCUUUAUGCACAUCAUAAAACAUUGUCCUUGAUGAGGUCUUUCACGAAAAAAGAGACAUUUUUAGACCGGGGGAGACACGAUUUGCUUCGGCAUUUCUUACGUUGCAAAGUUUGGUUUCUAAAAAGAAAGAACUAAGGGCAAUGGUUUGUAGUGAUGAAUGGGAAGCAUGCAAGCACACAAAAACGGUGAAAGGAAAGGCGGCCAACGCCACAAUAAUGAGUAGGGGCUUUUGAAAAAAUGUAUCACUUUGCAUCCAGGUAUGUUUAUGGGGGCUGUUUGCAUCUAGUCAUAUGUUGGGGUGUUUGCAUCUAUGUAUUUCUACGUUGGGGCUGUUUGCAUCUAGUCAAGUAGUCAUAGUUGUAGUUGUAACUUGUGCAUUUCUAAUGUUGGGGCUGUUUGCACGUGCUUAUAUGACUCAUUUGAUCAUUUUUAUGUUACCUUGCAAGGUUUUUGAGCCAUUGGUGAAGGUGCUUCGGUUGGCUGAUGGGGAUGGUCCAUUUAUGGCCUCUAUGUAUGGAGAACUAAUAAGUGCAAAAAGGGAAAUCAAGGUUGCUGUUGAAAAUUCAGAAAAAGACUAUUUGGUGAUCACUAAUGCCAUGAAUACCAAGAUGAGUGGGAGGCUGGAUUCUCCAUUGCACAUGGUAGCAUACAUCUUGAAUCCCAAAUAUAGUUAUGCUGACCCGAGCAUCUUUACGGAUGUGGAGGUAGUGGUUGCGCUUAUGGAAGUCAUGGAGACAUUUUAUCAUGAUGAUGACAUGAAGCAAAAUAAGGUGUUUAACAUUGACUUCACCAAGUUUAAAAAGAAAGAGGGUAUGUUUGGGAAGGUGGCUGCAUUGAAAGCAAUGGAGAAUAACAAUUUCGAUGCCGGUGAUUGGUGGUCAACUUAUGGAUUACAAACUCCCACAUUGCAACACAUGGCCAUAAGGAUACUCAACUUGACCACAGGUUCAUCCGGAUGUGAAAGAAAUUGGAGCACUUUUGAAAUGGUAGAUGCAAAGAGGGGAAAUAAACUAGAUGUGGCCCGUAGGGACAAUCUAGUUUAUAUCCAAUUCGAUGGAAGGAUGAUUGAUAAAAGAAAGAAGUUAUCCUCUUCUAGUGAUGUUCUUCUUGGUGAAGAUGCGUCACGAGCACAAGAUUGGAUAUGUGAAGAUGCAUACAUUGAUGAUGAGUUUGAUCCCACUACGGGGGUGCCAUACAACAUCAUUGAUGAAGCAAUGGAGGAAAGCAAACCUAUAGAGCUUUGUAGGAGUGCACGAGUUAGAGAACUCCAUGAAGUUGAAGAAUACAUUGAGGAUGAUGAUGAUGAAUCUAAUCAUGGGGUAGAUAUGGAGGAUGAUGAGAUCGAUUACGAGUCCGGUGAUGAUGGGGUGAUGGCAACCAAAGAUGAUGAUGAGGAGGAGGAGCCCCGCAGCCUUGAGCCAUUCGUCGCAAACUUAUUUUGCUUGCUAUUUGUGUGCCCGAACCUUAUGUUCUUAAUCCUUAUUACCUUGAUACCUAUUUCUAUGUGUGUGGCCGAACCUUGUUACCAUGUUACUUAUUUGGCUAUUUCUAUCUAUAUGGCCGAACUUAUCUGGACCUUGUUACCUAUUCGUCUUGUGAACCUUAUUAUGAAUUAUAUUCGCUAUUCCCUAUUUGUGUGGCUGCUAUUUAUCUUUACAUGUGGAUGCAUAUUGUGUGGCUGCCAUUUAUUUUGUAUUCCCUAUUUGUGUGGCUACCAUUUAUAUUGACAUGUUGGGUUGCAUACUGUGUGGCUGCAUAUUUAUCUUGAUAUGUUGGAUGCAUAUUGUUUGUUAUUUCCUAUAUCCGGGUUAAUAAUU
Messenger RNA from Aegilops tauschii subsp. strangulata, 2562 nucleotides. RefSeq lists its product as uncharacterized. The record is from RefSeq and is a predicted model, not a curated record. NCBI's taxonomy places the organism in Eukaryota, Viridiplantae, Streptophyta, Magnoliopsida, Poales, Poaceae. Gene Ontology annotation, molecular function: protein dimerization activity.